GCCUGGGACAAGGGCUCCGGGGCAUCAGGGGCCCGGAAACCCCGCCCUCCCAUUGCCUCCGACAUGGACAACGACUCCACCUACUCCGGAUACUCCUACAAGUCCUCCCAUUCACGCAGCUCCAGGAAGCACAGAGAGCGGAGGGACAGACAUCGGAGCUCCAAAAGUCGAGAUGGAAGCAGUCGAGACAAGUCAAGUCUGCAGCCUCCAGGAGAGCCUCUGUUGGACGCGGAGUCCACCAGAGGAGAUGAAAGGGACGAUAACUGGGGCGAGACCACCACGGUUGUCACGGGGACCUCUGUGGACAGUGUUUCUCAGGAGGAUUUGACCCGAGUCACUAAAGACCUAGAGGACUCCACUCCUCUGCAUUGCCGACGCUACCUCGGGCUUACGCUAGCUGCCAUCUUGGGCUUGUUCGCGUUCGUCACCCCUCUGGCCUUCCUGGCUCUGCCCCAACUUCUGUGGCGGGACUCCCUGGACCCCUGUGGAACUCCUUGUGAGGGGCUAUACAUAUCACUGGCUUUUAAACUCCUCAUCCUCCUCAUCUCGACCUGGGCCUUGUUUUUGAGACCACCCCGUGCCUCUUUUCCACGUUUUUUCGUCUACCGAUGUCUGCUGCUGGCAUUGGUUUUUCUCUUUGUCGCCUCCUACUGGCUGUUCUAUGGAGUGCGUGUAUUGGAGCCCAGGGAGACAGACUACAGGGGCAUUGUGGGAUAUGCUGCCUCUCUGGUGGAUGCACUCCUGUUUAUUCAGUAUCUGGCGUUGGUGCUGCUGGAAGUGCGCCACCUACGGGCCGCUUUCUGCCUGAAAGUGGUGCGGUCCACAGAUGGGGUCAGCCGCUUCUACAAUGUGGGACAUCUCAGCAUUCAGAGAGCUGCUGCCUGGGUGCUGGAUCAUUACUACAGUGACUUCCCUGUUCACAAUCCAGCUGUGUUAAACCUGCCCAAGUCCAUCCUCUCCAAAAAGACCUCUGCCUUCAAGAUCUACAGCCUCGGAGAAGAAAACACCACGGGUAACUCCACAGGACAGUCUCGGGCCAUGAUCGCAGCUGCCGCUCGGAGACGAGACAAUUCCCACAAUGAGUAUUAUUACGAAGAGGCUGAGAUGGAGCGAAGGGUCCGGAAACGCAAGGCCAGGCUGGUGGUGGCAGUAGAGGAGGCGUUCACUCACAUCAAGCGUCACCAGGACGACCAGACGCCCUCCUCGCCCAAACACCCGCGUGAGGUCAUGGACCCCAGAGAGGCGGCUCAAGCCAUCUUCGCCCCAAUGGCCCGUGCCAUGCAGAAGUACCUGCGAGCCACUAGGCAGCAGUCUUACCACACCAUGGAGAGCAUCAUCAACCACCUGCAGUUCUGCAUCACCCACAACAUGACACCCAAGGCCUUUUUGGAGCGCUACCUGGCUCUGGGCCCCACCCUGCAGUACCUGGACCACGGCAGAGGACGCCAGUGGACCUUAGUGAGUGAUGAUCCGGUGACCUCCGCUCUUCGUCAGGGGCUGGUCUUCUCCUUAAAACGCCCAGAUUUCGCACUGGUCGUGAACGUAACUCCACUUCCCUUUUUAUCUUUGGGAGAAGAAUUUGUAGAUCCGAAGAGUCACAAGUUUGUCAUGAAGCUCCAGUCUGAGACAUCUGUGUAGGAUGAACCAAAAGCAGAACUAUUGGGGAGUCAUGGUGUCCAAACUUAUUUUUGUACAAUGUUGCAGUAAUUUUUUUUGUUCCUUUUUUUUUGAGCUACACGACCUUUUAAAAUGUGUCUAAAUAUAAAAAAUACUGACAAAAUAGACUUUAAACUGCCUUUUGUAUGACUUUAUAAGGGCUGCAUCCAUUUUGUUAUCAAUAGUCUAACUUACUAAUGAAAUACAACACAAUGCAGUACACAAGACAUGUUUUGAUGCUUAAAGAUUGCACUGUGUCACAUUUCUAGUGGAGAUCUGUCACCUUGUCUCAUGGAAAUGUCAUUGCUUUACCUUGAAUGUUGUACAGUAUGAUAUCAAACCUAUCCAUCUUUUUUGUACAUUGGAAAACAUGCAUUGUUACUAAGAACAGGGUCUCCUCUACACAGAUCUGACCUGUAACUUGGUCUGAUGGCGUCACCUCCUUGCCCCCAUGAAGACAGAUAAGCUCAGUGUUAUACUGUGGAACAUUACAGGCAAAGCAAUAAAAUCUCCAUGGAGACGAACACGUGACAGAAAAUGUUUCAAAAUUGUACUAUUUUACUAAAUGUCAGUAGUUUAGGACACUACAAACCACUAUUGAAUCACUACUUUGUUCACUGUUAUGAUUUCAUAGAUAUUGAGUUGCACGACCAUUUCAGAAUUUUGAAAAUUAUGACGAAACAUGUAAUGAACUGAAUGAAAAUAUUAAAACUUCUCUUGAGGAGAAUCCACCACCAGACCAUUAAGUUUUAAAGGCUAGAAUUUGCCAUUUUUGUCACUUUGCUUACUGGCUUUAUAUGUUUCAGCAAAUUCCUGUACAAAGAAACACUAAAUCUAUGGUCUUGUACUAUCAGCAGUGUAUUUGAUUGUGUAGCUAAACUGACAAUGAAGGUCAACAGCGGCCACAAUAAGCUUUGUUUUAUUGUAUUUACUGUACAUAACUUAAAGGUGCAUUUUGUAACAUUUCUGGUGGAGGGUCCGUCAAAUACUUUUCUCCAUGGAGAUGUUAUAGCUUUGUAUGGAAUGUUUCACAAUUACAGUAUGGUAUUAAACCUUUCCAUCACCAUGGAGACCAAACCAGACCAAGGUACAGGUCAGAUCUGUGGAGAGGCGACCCCACUCACAGUCAGAAUGCCUGUAUUUCUAGGUAUCUUUGAGCUAUAAAAAACACCUGUAAUUGAAUAAAUGUAAAGUAAAGCUGUAUGUCAUACUGUGAAGCAUUCCAGGUAGAGCAAAGGCAUAUUCAUGGAAACAAGCAGGUGACAGAUCCUCAACCAAAAAGUUACGUAGUGCACCUUUAAAUGUUCAAACAAAAUAAGGCAUCGGUACAUUAAUUGUUUAAAAUUUUGAGAAUAAUUUUGGUUGUAAAUUGCCAAGACUGGACUCCCAGUUUGCCAUUGUGCAGUUAGAAGUAAUAUUUAGCGUGAUGAAUGUUACACUGUUGUUGUCUUUUUUUCAUUUAGUUCACUGAUUUUUAAGCUGUUUUUAAGAAAUGUUUUAUACAAUUUACACUGAAAUUGUUUUUAUUAAAUGCUGUUUGUGCCCUAUG
This is a messenger RNA of Boleophthalmus pectinirostris (great blue-spotted mudskipper), 3205 nucleotides long. RefSeq names its product vang-like protein 2. Gene Ontology annotation, cellular component: plasma membrane. Gene Ontology annotation, biological process: Wnt signaling pathway, planar cell polarity pathway; multicellular organism development; establishment of planar polarity. Bases 64 to 1638 code for a protein of 524 amino acids. The transcript has 7 exons. The record is from RefSeq and is a predicted model, not a curated record. NCBI's taxonomy places the organism in Eukaryota, Metazoa, Chordata, Actinopteri, Gobiiformes, Gobiidae.